UUCUGGAAUCCAAGUUGCUCAACUGAUACUUUUCGUCGUAAACGUUGUUUCAUCUCACCGAGUCCAUUCAUCUCAAAUCGAGGGAAAAGGUGCUGGUGGCCUGUGCGCAGCGGAUGCCUAAGUAACGAGGUGUCUGUGGACCCCCGUGAGCUUUUCCCGUCUCGCGGCCAAAUCCGGGUUUGCCAUCUAUCAAUCGACUCUGUCGGCAACACCAGCGUCACUCUCAACCACCUUCAAACACCCGUCCUCGAAGUCGCCCCUCGCCGACCCCUCGAGUUCUGCACCUGGCGACAAUGUUGCCCUCCUCGGUGCGGCGCGUGGUCGCCUCGGCACCACAGGCUCCUAUCGUCGCCUCCCUCAGCACCUCCGCUCCGAGAGCGGCUACCGCGACCUUCACCCUUCAGCAGAGACCUGGCGGCCACCAGAGACGAUGGUCCUCGUCAAGCCCCUCCAGCCCGAACAACAACGGCUCCAAGGACAUCCCCGGCCAGGGCCAGUCCGUCCAUGCCUCGACGUCGUCCAACUCCAGCAGCAGCAAGUCCAACGGUGAGAAGCGGAAACGGAAGAGCAAGGACACCGCCGAGAGGGAGGCUACGCAGAAGUUGCCUAGCGUGCCCAGCACACAACACUUGUCUCAAGAGGCCCUGGGAUUGUCAACCUUUUUCUCCCUGCAUCGACCGAUAUCCGUGACCCACAGCAUGCCCAAGUCGGUGACGGAAGAAGCCUUUGCCGCCAUCUUCAAGCCCCGGACCAAGGCGAACAAGGUCACCGACGUCAUCUCGACACUAUCGAGGACGACUGACGAUCUCGAGGGCGCCAUGGCCAAAAUGACGGUCGCGAGCCAGGAGGUGGAUGCGUCAGGCGAGCCGGUUCAGAAGAUCGACCUCAAGCACCCCGAUGGUAGCGAGUCGAGCGUCUACGUCCAGCUCAACUCCAUGGCCGGACAGUUCGUGCCCUUCCGCCCCCCUCCCGCGCCCGAGGCCAUGGGCGCUACCGAUGCGCAUGCUGAGUCCGCCAUUGAGGACUCGCUUGACGAGACCCCCCACCACCGCGUCUACAAGGCCAUGUUCACCAUCGAGGAGACGACCGACGCCGACGGCCAGGUCCAGGUGCUCGCCCACAGCCCCAAGAUCAUGCAGGACGAGGUCCCCCGCUCGUUUCUCGAGCGCAUGGCCCUGCGCCAGAUGAGGUUCGACGAGGCGCAAGGCCACGACACCAUGCAGGCCAUCAGCGUCAAGCGCCAACGCAAGUUGAAGAUGAAGAAGAAGAAGUAUAAGAAGCUGAUGAAGCGCACGCGCAACUUGCGCCGCAAGCUGGAUAGAAUAUAAGCUGAGGGUGGCUGUAUAUACAAGCCCGCAGUUUUUUCGCGUUCUCUCUUUUCCUUUUUCCAUAAGCACAUUUGGGCAGACGGUUUCUCUCAUAAUUGGUGUUCAGCCAGGCAUCACUGAUGGUAUCAUGUCUUUUUCUUUGGCCAGUCGUCGGGCUUCAUAGAGAGUGAGAUACAGAGACAAACAGACAGACAGAUCUGCAUCAUAUAGCAAUCAUCCGACUGUUUGCAUCCUGAGACCAUCACUCAUGAUGACUGUGCUGCAACCCCCAGAGAUGCUGCGGAGCAUAGGUAGAGACGGUGCGACAGAGAGGGGGAGAGAUCCUGUACAACAAAAGAGUGUAUUACUAGUUCCACAAGAGAAGGAAGAAGGACAC
This is a messenger RNA of Colletotrichum destructivum, 1704 nucleotides long. Its product is annotated as Putative ribosomal protein mS38. Lineage: Eukaryota; Fungi; Ascomycota; Sordariomycetes; Glomerellales; Glomerellaceae. The record is from RefSeq and is a predicted model, not a curated record. The transcript is spliced from 2 exons. Bases 294 to 1328 code for a protein of 344 amino acids.